GGCGUCAGUUUAACAGCUCGGCAUGGAAAGAGCAGCAGAGAGGGGAGCUGGACACGCUCUGGUACUCUGGGGUCUCACUCUGCUCACAUUACCUGGUUCAUGACCAAUGUAAAAAGGGGAAAAUGGAGUGGAAGCCCUGGGACAACUCUUACAGUUGGUGAAUUAAAGGUGGUGAUGACCUCACAGAAAGAGGAUAAAGGAGUAAGUGAAGGAGACUCUGUGAGUUUGACAUGUGGCACAGACAGCUGCUCUCUCAGCCAAUCAGAAUUCACCUGGUUUAAGGACGACCAGCAGCUCCCAGAAACACAGUCCACACUUCACUUCAGGCCUGCCUGCAAAUAUCACUCUGCAAGCUACUCCUGUGGAUUAAAAGGCAACAGACAAACUGUGUCUGAAGCAGUGAAUUUGUCUGUCAGAGAUGGUGCAUGGACUGUGCGUUACACAGAGAGAAACCUGUGUGCAGUGAGAGGAUCGACUGUGCUCAUUCAGUGUGAAUAUGAGUAUCCAGAGCCAUACAAAGUGGACUCCAGGAUGUGGAGUCAUAAUGAUGUGGACUGUACUGGAAAACCAUAUGUCUGUCACAGUAAUAAUGCAAACAUUAGUGCUGAGUACGCAGGCAGAGCAGAAUUCUUGGGGAACAACACAAGGAACUGUGCAUUGCAGAUAAAGAACAUUAGAGAGACGGAUGCUGGAGAGUAUAGAUUCAGAUUCAUAACGAACGGGUGUGAGAAGUGUGGUGGACCUGGAGUGACUCUUCAAGUUGAUGAACUGAAGGUGGUGAUGACCUCAUCCAGAGUAAAUGAAGCAAUAAGGGAAGGAGACUCUGUGAACCUGACAUGUGGCACAAACAACUGCUCUCUCAGCCAAUCAGAAUUCACCUGGUUGAAGGACAACCAGCAGCUCCCAGAAACACAGUCCACACUUCACUUCAGUCCCAUAUCCUAUCAUCACACAGGAAAAUAUUCAUGUGCUUUAAAAGGAUAUAAUGAGAUUGUGUCUGAUGUCAUCUCACUGGAUUUUCAAUAUAUGUCAAAUCUGGUUAUUCUAUGCACAGUAUUGGCUGUUUUAAUUGUAUUGCUUAUAAUUAUCCUUUACAUAGUGAGAAGGAAGGCAGAUUCAGUGAAUGAGGUGAACACAGACGGGAAAAGAUCACAUACAGUAACAGAAGAGUAUGCAAACAUUGCUACCACAUUGCAGCUCGUGAACCAGAGACAGGAAGUUUCAUCACAGGUGGAGGACACCUGUUAUGCUUCUGUUACUAGGCAACCAGAAGGGAAGAAGAGUAAUUCAUGGAAUAUGAAGAACGUCACAGGAGGGCCAACAUCAUUUCCAGAAGAUACUGAGUAUGGGAACAUUACAAGGCCUAAUAUGUCGGAGGAUGAAGUCUGUUAUGCUUCUGUUCAGUUUAAAACCAAGCACCCAAAAAAUAAAAUUGCUAUGAGCAGCGAGCAGGAGAGUCAGAAUGACGAUACAGUCAUUUAUUCUGCAGUCGGAAUGACAGCAUCCCUCAGUUAAACAAGGCAUCACUAAUGCAGGAGGUCCUCAGGGGAGAGAAGCUGGGUGCCAACAAUGUGCUGGCCAUCUUCUCUACCUAUUCCUGGGCAUUUCGCACUGAAGGAGAGCAACUGUCAAGCAACGCCUACAUACAGCUGCUCUUGAUGCUCUGAUGGUGCACCAGUAGAAGUUAGGCAGCAUUUCAGGUGAUCGAUAAGCCUUCUUCAGUUUCCUGAGAAAUUAAAGAUGCUGUUGCUAAUAUGAUGGUCCUUUCUAAACAUUUUUUCUCUGUAGGCUUUUUACUAAGUGAGUAGUUGGUUAGAUGAUGAAGGACAGAACCCCAUUAAGAUGUCGCAUGAUUUCAUAAAUUAAUCUGUAGAUUAAUUAAAUAAACGGAGCGCUGAGAUAUGUGACUUUCUGUUGGGUAAUAAGGGAUCCAGCAAGUCCAGGUUUUUAAGGUAGAACAUGAAAGAAACUAUUUCACAUCAACCAAAAAACAUUUUAAAAACUGCUAAAUGAAAACAAAUCAAACAAAUUACAGUUGUACCCUGCUAUCCGCUGAUUCACUAUCCGCUGAUCCAUUUAACCACAGUCGACAGUGGUGGAAAAAAAAAAAAACAUAAACGACUUUUAAACUCCACACCAUACCAAGUUUCAAGUUGAUUACAACAAGGCAUCAACCGACAUUCGUAGGCCUGCCUAAGUCUUUGUUCGCGAUGUCCUGUAAUUUACAGCAUUUUCACACAUACAGUUUCCCCCUCUCCUCUCUCUUUCUCAUUUUUAAUGUCUUGGCUUUUUUUUUUAAGUAUUUAAACCACAUAAAAUGAUGGAAAACGAUAAAAAUUGACAAUACCUGGUGUUCAUGUGGCCUUAAGAGGCACAUAGUACAGUCAUAUAAGGUGUUCGUGCUAUCCGUGGAUUUCGAGAUCCACGCGGGGUCUUGGACCCUAAGAUACUGGGGUAUGACUGUAUACCAUUAUGAUAGUCAGCCUACCUAUAUGUUUCUUCAUGGUGUAUUCCAGAUUGGACAAGUGACACCGCCAUGUCCCUUUGAGAUUACUGGUUCUCAGUCCUGUUCUCGGAGCCCCACCUUACCAGAAUGUUUUCAUUCCAACCUUAAUCAGGCUCGGAUGGUACUUAACAGGCUAAACAUGAAUGUGGCAGGUUGAAAGCAGUGUGGGCUGGAAUGAAAACAUUGUGGCAGGGGGGUCCUCCAGGAACAGGAUUGAGACCCAGUGAUCUAGAUCGACAAUAUGAUUCCUUAUGCAGCAACUAAGAUGUGACUUGAUGCUUUUGCAGUAUGCACUCCUGCUGACUUGUUCUAUUGAUAUUCAGCACCCCCUGUAUUUCCUCAGAACUUCAGACAGUACUUACAUACUUGGUUUGACUUCUGCUCUUGAUCUGUAAGAUCUACUUCCUCGUUUGCAACUUAACUAAAACUAAAUUCAAAAUCCACCCAUACAUACUACUUAUGUCAGGGGGGGUGCAGGGGCCUAUAUCAGGCAGCAUAAGGUACAAGGCUGGGGUGCACCCUGCAUGGGAUGUCAUGUCAGUAAAGUAUAAAGUUGUUCUGCAUAAAUAAAAUUAUCAACUAUGUUUGAGCACCACAUAUCUUGAUAUAUGCUUGUGUGACAAAUGGCUCAGUGACACAUUGGUUAGUACUUUUGCCUCACAUCUCCAGAGUCAACAGUUGAAAUGCUUCCCUCACCCUGGGUAUGUGUGUGCAGUUUCUUCCUUCCGUUUUUCUGUCAUGUUGCGUGGUUUACCAUAUACUGUACUUCAGUUUCCCUUCAUUAAGUAAACUGGUGGCUCAUAAUUUCCCAUAGUCUGCCAUUAUGGGUGUGUGCGUUUGCCUUUGUCUUGUCUGGCAUCCCAUCCAGGCUGUUCCCUUGCCUUGUCCCCAUAUGUCACCUGAGAUAAUCUCCUGGUUUUAUGUGAACCUGUAUGGGGGGGAAAUGGCUGGAUGAAAGUAGGUCUGAAAGUUUUUUUUUAUUACUUGAGGUUGAAAAUUUAAUGCAGAACAACUGAUUUUGCUCAGGAAUCCCUUGUAUUCCCAGUGAUUGAGUAUAAAUGUUUAUUUGAGUGUAUGUUUAACAUAAAACUUUGGUUUUGUCUCUUCUGUUAAAGGGUUGGACUUUGUUUUAACUUGGUAAAAUGACGUCUCAUUUCCCUCACAAAUUUAUGACCUUCUAGUGUUCAUGCUUCUGUUUUUAGAGAUUUGCCAAGAAUGACUUAGAUUUAGACAGUGUAUUAUUCCUAAACAUUCACCUUCUGAUCUGAGAGUCAAAUCAUAAACUGAGAAAAAAAAAAACUGUUGGUGGACAAAGUGGAGCGAAACGCUUUUAUGUUACAGCUGCUUUAUUUGAUCAAUGCAACACAGAUACAAGCACAAAUUAUUUUGUUCUUUAUUUUGAGACUUCUGUUUGUCCUAUUAAAAACUUACAACAGAGUAUUGAAAAUAAAAGCUCUGCACAAUUACAAUGUCAGUUCCUGCGAAUGCCUACAGGGCGUCACACUUUAGUAGUCUUUCUUCUUGGUCCGCCAUUGUUUACUUUGCAAUCUCUUGUAUCGGAUAUCCAACUUAAAACAGUAGUAGCGUGUAUUUAUUGUGUGACAGCCUUACUUGUAAUACAGUGCCCUCUGUUCAUGUAGCAUUUUUGAAAGCAUUGAAAUUCACCUUAUACUUAAAUAAAUUUAAAUAUAUA
Messenger RNA from Paramormyrops kingsleyae, 4199 nucleotides. RefSeq names its product B-cell receptor CD22-like. Lineage: Eukaryota; Metazoa; Chordata; Actinopteri; Osteoglossiformes; Mormyridae. The record is from RefSeq and is a predicted model, not a curated record.